Talaromyces proteolyticus is the source of this 2474-nucleotide messenger RNA. Its product is annotated as fungal-specific transcription factor domain-containing protein. Bases 28 to 2082 code for a protein of 684 amino acids. The transcript has 3 exons. Gene Ontology annotation, biological process: DNA-templated transcription; regulation of DNA-templated transcription. Gene Ontology annotation, molecular function: DNA-binding transcription factor activity, RNA polymerase II-specific; zinc ion binding; DNA binding. NCBI's taxonomy places the organism in Eukaryota, Fungi, Ascomycota, Eurotiomycetes, Eurotiales, Trichocomaceae. The record is from RefSeq and is a predicted model, not a curated record.
AGUAUCUUCACUUCCUCAACUUCAACCAUGGAAGAUAUUUCCGAUGCAUUCCCACCCCCCCGUGGAUCGGCACUCCGUCGGUACAAUGUAGAACGUUCUUGCUUGAAAUGCCACGAACGCAAGAUCCGCUGCGAUAAGCGGACACCUUGUGCGUCAUGUGUACGACUGGGUACUCUGUGCAGGUAUCCAGGUCCAGAGCGUGCCAAGAGGCGGCAGCAACAGAAGGUCGUAGUGACAGAUAUCUCGACUCGCUUGACCCAACUAGAGAGGGCCGUUACCGCACUGGCGGAAGGACAAAUUCCCGCCAGGAAUGAUGCAAAUUCACCGAAGAAAUUCAGGAGUAUCAAUGAGCGGCCAGAAAACCCCCUACAUCAAUCGACUUUGAGAGAUACUCUUCCACCUGCUAGACGUCCGUCCAGCGGGCCUACAGGUGUUACCAGCAAAGGGUUACUUUUGCCGGACCGUCUAUACAUCAACGACCGUCUGUUAUCACGUGUUCUUGAAAAGGAACAAGAGCUGCAGUCAGCCAUUGGUGGCCCCAAAAUUUCUAAUACCGACACCAACAACGAUAGCAAGUCGUCUUCUAUCAAUGUUGACACAAUACUCUUUGGCUCCGGGCAGUGUGCAAUAGAUAUUGUCACCCUGCAUCCAUCACAGCGUGAAGUCUCGCAACUCUGGCAGGCAUACAUAACCAAUGUAAACAUGCACAUUAAAGUCUUGCAUAUUCCCACUGUCCAGUCGAUGUUGUUUGCUGCAAUAAAAGACUUGAAGAAUGUGCCAUACGAUUUCAACGCUCUUAUGUUUGCAAUUUACUUCUGUGCCACUAGUAGCUUAGACCCAGUGAGUGUUGGACGUGUGCUCGGGCAGGAAAGACACGCUGCAUUGCGACGAUUUCAACAAGGGAUCGAACAAUGCUUAAGUCGAGCCUCCUUUUUAGAGUUACCAACUGUGACUUCUUUACAAGCCUUUGUGAUGUUUCUGAUGAGCGCUCGAGUUCACAAUAAAGGCCGCUCAAGCUGGACACUUACUAGCCUUGCAGCUCGGUUGGCGCAAUCGAUAGGUCUUCAUCGAGACGGGAAGAACUUUAAUCUACCACCGUUAGAAUCAGAACUUCGGAGGCGUUUAUGGUGGCAAAUCGUAAAUAACGAUCAUCGUGCAUCUGAGGACCACGGAAUCUCCAUCUGCACAUCGUAUGGAUUUUGCGACACGGAAUACCCUCUUCACAUAAAUGAUGCUGAUAUAUCUAUCCAUUCACAAACCCUUCCUCCUCCGCGCAAAGAAUUCUGUGAUAUGACCAGUUUUGUGAUCAUUACAGAGGCCAGUAGCGCGUUUCGCGAAUAUUUACCCGCCACGCGUCCUUUUCGAUGUAGCGUUGGACCCAGCGAUAUAGACAAGAGGAAACAGUUGGGCUGUCUUUUAAAUCGUUUGGAACGAAUUUAUCUUCCUAUUUGCGAUAUAAACAUCCCAACACAACGGAGUGCUUAUUACAUCGGAAAAGUCCUUAUCUCGAAAAUGAAAUUCUUGGAUGAACAGCAGUCUACCGCCUGCGAAACAAACGACAAAACAAUUGCUUCUGGAAGUACGGACCAUAGCCUCGUGUUAGCUUGUAAGGUACUGGAAGUAUCUAAUAUCUUACUGCAAGAUGAGCUGUUAUCUCACUGUCACUGGAUAUUUCUUUCGUACACCCAGUACCACGCAGUGAUAUAUAUACUCUGGCAUAUGUGCGUUAAUCCGGCUGUUCAGGAUGCCGAUUACAUUUGGAACCUUGUUAAUCAUUACAUAACCUUGGUUGAGUCCUUCCAAGCUAUCGCUGACCUUGGACCAAAAUGGCCAUUCGUGCGUCGACUGAGGGAGAAGGCGUUAAGCAUCAGAGAGAAAUCGACGAUAGAGGAAACUGUUUCUAAUGAAAGUCAACAGCAAAAUUCUCAUUUCCCUCUUGACUCAGAAGCCAUGCCCAUUGCACGUGCAGGUGUGAUUCACGAAGACUUUUUGGAUUAUGUCGACUGGGACUUUAGUGCAUCAUCUUUUGCCGACUGGAGUAACUUUUCUCUGAAUCUCGAUAAGUAUUCCUAUGAAUCAUAAGUUAUCCCUUUAUUUUCUGGAAAGGCUUCGUACCUCAUAAUUUCCAAGAAUUGAUGGAAAGCUUCGACCACUGGCUCAGAAAUAGCGUUGAUUAAAUCUAGGGUUUGUGAACCAGUAGUUGAACUUCUUACGGUUGCUCCUCAUCACAAAUAUUUGUACACAACGGAGCGUUUUUCAUCCACCUUAUGAUAGGUUGCAGGAUUUUAUCUGAUAAAUACAACUGUAUUAUAGUAUACAGAUUGGGGGUCAAAUUUGUAUGUAUCCUAAAGCUAGCAUGAACUAAGACUAGUCACCUAUGUCUCAACUAUAUUUAUCCAACAAUAUACCCACAAGUUAGCCUUGAAUAAGAAGGUGUUACUUAGAAACGUGAAGACGAAAAGAAGAGCAUAGGA